AUGGCGACAGCGAUACCCUCAAUAGCCUGUCUGGGCGUCAUAGGGCGAAAUAAUAAUCCCCUUCAUAUCUCCAUUUUCCCCUCCCACGAACCUCACACCAACACCCUCCAGCCGAUCCGCUCCCCGCUCCAGUUCUCCCUCCUCUUGUCCUCCACCCUCGACAUCUUCGAGCUGCGCGCCAGAAACUCGGUCAUACUACCCCCUUCCUCCGCCUCCUCUUCUGUCACAGCGGGAGCAGCAGCAGCACCCAUGUCAGGCGACUACGGGCUCCUGCACGCCGUGGACGAGCGGCUCGCGGCGUACGGCUUCGAGACGAACACGGGGGUCAAGUUUGUGGCGGUGGUGGACAUGCGUGGACGGAGGAUCGACGGUGCGGCGUUGGCUAUGAGUGGUGGUGGGAGGGCGGCGAGUGUGGUGGGGCUGCGGGAGAGUGAUCUCAAGGUUGUGUUUAAGGCUAUGCAGAGCGCGUAUGUGAGGUUGCUGCAGAACCCGUUCUAUGAGCCGGAUGAGCAUGGAGGUGGUGGGGGAGGAGGGAAGGGGGGCAAGAGAAUCGUGAGCAGACGGUUCGAGUCAGAGAUGAGACGGAUUGGGGAGGCCUGGACUGUAGGUGUGACGAGCUUGUGA
Molecule: messenger RNA, 624 nt
Organism: Cryphonectria parasitica EP155
Lineage: Eukaryota; Fungi; Ascomycota; Sordariomycetes; Diaporthales; Cryphonectriaceae
Product: snare-like protein
Exons: 3
Coding region: 1-624 (207 amino acids)
Biological process (GO): endoplasmic reticulum to Golgi vesicle-mediated transport
Cellular component (GO): TRAPP complex; nucleus; cytoplasm
Source: RefSeq, a predicted model, not a curated record